AUGUCUCGACAUGAAGAAGAUGAUUUGGAUGAUCUUGAUGAUCUACUAGAUGAUUUUGCUGCUCAGGUUCUAAGCAAGCCACCAGGAGCCGAUUUAAAGGAUGCGGCAACGAGAACUGGUUCUAAUACAUCAGAACAGGAGGUAACAACUGAUGAUACCAUUGAGAACUCCAACAGUUCAGCCAAAUCAAAGACAAGCACAGCAAAUGGUUCUGAAGAAGUUAAUUCUAUCCCUACUGCCAAAAGUUCGACUACUGCACCGGCAGUGCCUAAAAAGGAAGCAACCUCUUCUAAGACAGUCCCAGAGAAUGACCCUUCAGUCCCCGAACUUGAUGACCAAUUCGCCAACCAGCUCCAGCAAGGUAUGGACCACUUAUUAGGUGAACUCAAAGAUUCAAAAGAAGCCCAACAACAAUUUGAAGCACUUAUUCAGGGAUUAAUGGGCUCCACUGGUGGGACUACUUCAGCAUCUUCCACUACAAACAAGGCCGCAGCUGACACAAACACUGCUCCUCAGUUUCAGGAUACUAUUGCACAAACAAUGGAACGAUUGAAAGAAUCUCGAACUGAGAUGGACCAAAAAGCUCAGAGUUCGUCCGAAGAAGAUUUUUUGAUGAGUAUGCUUAAGGAAUUAGAAGGAGCAGCUGGCUCAUCUGGAUCAGAUCUUGACGGGCUUUUGGGUGAGAUGCUAAAGGAAUUGUCUUCUAAAGCCAUUCUCUAUGAACCCAUGAAGGAGAUGCACGACAAAUUUCCUGCUUGGCUAGAAGAGCAUGGAUCAACGAUCACUGGAGAGGAGAAAACGAGGUAUCUUAAUCAACAGAGAAUUGUUAGUGAAAUAGUCAACAAAUUUGAGGAUCCCAAAUACAGUGAUGAUGACGAUGCAUGUAAAACAUAUAUUGGGCAGAGAAUGGAGGAAAUGCAAAAGUCUGGUGCUCCUCCUCCAGAAUUGAUGGGUGAUCUUGCUUCGGGUAGCAUACCGGGUCUUGAUAUGAAUGCUCCAGAUGGUGGUCUAUCUGCUGAGGAAGGUUGUCCUGUUCAAUAG
Sugiyamaella lignohabitans is the source of this 1041-nucleotide messenger RNA. RefSeq names its product Pex19p (gene PEX19). The record is from RefSeq and is a predicted model, not a curated record. Gene Ontology annotation, biological process: protein import into peroxisome membrane. Gene Ontology annotation, cellular component: peroxisome; peroxisomal membrane. NCBI's taxonomy places the organism in Eukaryota, Fungi, Ascomycota, Dipodascomycetes, Dipodascales, Trichomonascaceae. The transcript has a single exon. Bases 1 to 1041 code for a protein of 346 amino acids.